Messenger RNA from Propithecus coquereli (Coquerel's sifaka), 1710 nucleotides. It is a transcript of the gene CBFA2T3, whose product is annotated as core-binding factor, runt domain, alpha subunit 2; translocated to, 3. Gene Ontology annotation, biological process: negative regulation of DNA-templated transcription; DNA-templated transcription. Gene Ontology annotation, molecular function: transcription corepressor activity. The record is from RefSeq and is a predicted model, not a curated record. Lineage: Eukaryota; Metazoa; Chordata; Mammalia; Primates; Indriidae. Bases 16 to 1710 code for a protein of 564 amino acids. The transcript has 10 exons. Gene Ontology annotation, cellular component: nucleus.
GAGCAGGACGCAGCGAUGCCCGACUCCCCCGCUGAGGUGAAGGCACAGCCCCGGGCCACGCCACCCGCCAUGCCGCCCCCGCCACCCGCCGCCUCCCAGGGGGCCACACGGCCCCCGUCCUUCACGCCACACACGGUGAUGAACGGCAGCGGCCACUCGCCGACCGCCGUCAGCGGGGCCCCGUCCACGCCCAGCGGCUUCAGCGAUGGCCCGGCCUCCUCCUGCACGGCCGCCCUGUCCACGCAGCACCUGCCCCCGGCCUGCGGCGCGCGGCAGCUCAGCAAGCUCAAGCGCUUCCUCACCACGCUGCAGCAGUUCGGCAGCGACAUCUCCCCGGAGAUCGGGGAGCGCGUGCGCACGCUGGUGCUGGGCCUGGUGAACUCAACGCUGACCAUCGAGGAGUUCCAUUCCAAGCUCCAGGAGGCCACCAACUUCCCGCUGCGGCCGUUUGUCAUUCCCUUCCUGAAGGCAAACCUGCCCCUUCUGCAGCGGGAGCUCCUGCACUGUGCCCGUCUGGCCAAGCAGACCCCCGCCCAGUACCUGGCCCAGCACGAGCAGCUGCUGCUGGACGCCAGCGCCUGCUCCCCCACCGACUCCUCCGACCUCCUGCUGGACGUCAACGAGAACGGCAAGAGGAGGACACCUGACAGGACCAAAGAGAACGGGUCGGACCGUGACCCGCUGCUCCCCGAACACCUCAGCAAGCGGCCCUGCACCCUGAGCCCCGCCCAGCGCUACAGCCCCAGCAACGGGCUGCCCCACCCCACGCCGCCCCCGCACUACCGCCUGGAGGACAUGGCUGUGGCCCACCACUUCCGAGACCCCUACCGGCCCCCCGACCCCCGGGAGCUGCGGGAGCGACAUCGGCACCUCGCAGUUCCCGGGUCCCGGCAGGAGGAAGUGAUCGACCACAGGCUCACAGAGCGCGAGUGGGCAGAAGAGUGGAAGCACCUCAACAACCUCCUGAACUGCAUCAUGGACAUGGUGGAGAAGACGCGGCGGUCGCUCACGGUGCUGCGCCGGUGCCAGGAGGCCGACCGCGAGGAGCUCAACCACUGGGUCCGGCGCUACAGCGACGCGGAGGACGUGAAGAAGGGCCCCGCACUCGCUGCCGCCCGGCCCCUCAGCAGCUCCGCCGGCCCCGAAGGGUCUCAGCUAGAUGUCCACCGGGACUUCGUGCCUAGGACCCUCUCUGGCUACAUGCCUGAGGACAUCUGGAGGAAGGCCGAGGAGGCAGUGAACGAGGUCAAGCGGCAGGCCAUGUCGGAGCUGCAGAAGGCCGUGUCAGACGCGGAGCGCAAGGCCCACGAGCUCAUCUCCACAGAGCGCGCCAAGAUGGAGCGGGCCCUGGCCGAGGCCAGGCGGCAGGCCUCCGAGGACGCCCUGACCGUGGUCAACCAGCAGGAGGACUCCAGUGAGAGCUGCUGGAACUGCGGGCGCAAGGCCAGCGAGACGUGCAGCGGCUGCAACGCGGCGCGCUACUGCGGCUCCUUCUGCCAGCACAAGGACUGGGAGAAGCACCACCACGUGUGCGGCCAGAGCCUGCAGGGCCCCGGGGCCGUGGUGGCCGACCCGGUGCCUGGACAGCCCGACGCCACCACCGGCCUGGACCCCUCCCUGCCUGUGGGGGCCGCCAGCCCCAGCGAGGCCGGCUCUGCGGGGACCUCCCGCCCCGGCUCCCCCGGCCCGCUGGACGCCGUGCCCCGCUGA